UUAUAUAAUUAUAACUCAAGCCACCAAAUUCUACGGUCACCAAACUAUCUUCCGUAGAUUUUUUCUCACACUCUCCUUACAAAAUCUGUACGCAACAUAAAAAAUACGCAAGAGAAUAUCCAAAGAAAAGAAAAGAAAAGAAAAAACCAAGAAAGAAAACAUUAGCCUUUAGAUUCGAUUUUGUUUGUUUUUUUUUUCGAGCACCAUAAAGUAGCACCAUCCCCCACAAAAAAGAAAAAAAAAUACUGACCCCAUUUUUCCCAAAGGAAAUUCGAACAAGGGUUUGGGAAACUAUGAGAACUUCAUGGGCGGAUUCUGUGUCAAAUUCUGCAGCUGAAAUUGCAAUUUCGGACAAAAAUCCAUUACCUCGUCCUACUCGUUCCACUUAUGUCCCUCCCCACCUUCGUAGCGGUUCAAUUUCCGACCUGUCAGGUCCGGUUAGCGGGACCAAUGGUGGGUCCCGUUGGACCGGCAGUGAUGGUGGAGGGACAAAGCCUGAACUCAGGCGUCAAGGACAGGGGAAUAGUUAUGCUACAGCCGGACGAGAUGCCGCUGGUGGUGGUGGUGGUGGUGGUGUUCGGAAUAAUAGAAGUGGAGGUUGGGAUAGGAGAGAAAGGGAAGUAAACCCAUUUGGUAAUGAUGAUAAAAUUGAUGAUAUAAAACAAAAUUUUAGUGAACAAGAGAAUUCCGGUAUCAAUUUCGAUGCAUACGAAGAUAUUCCAGUGGAAGUUAGUGGUGAAAAUGUGCCACCGCCUGUAAAUACAUUUGCCGAGAUAGAUUUAGGUGAAAUUUUGAAUCAAAACAUUAGGAGGUGCAAGUAUGUGAAACCGACUCCGGUACAACGUCACGCUAUCCCUAUAGCAUUAGCAGGUAAAGAUUUAAUGGCUUGUGCUCAAACUGGGUCAGGGAAGACGGCUGCAUUGUGUUUUCCUAUUAUUAGUGGAAUUAUGCGAGAGCCGUAUGCACAAAGAACGCGUGUAGGACGAACUGUUUACCCUCUUGGUCUUAUUUUGUCUCCUACGAGGGAACUUUCUUGUCAGAUACACGAUGAGGCCAAAAAAUUCUCGUAUCAAACUGGCGUCAAGGUGGUUGUUGCUUAUGGAGGAGCACCGAUUAACCAACAGUUGCGGGAGCUAGAGAGAGGAGUUGAUAUACUCGUGGCAACGCCAGGACGAUUGGUUGAUUUGCUAGAGAGGGCCCGUGUGUCAUUGCAAGCAAUUAGGUACUUGGCCCUCGACGAGGCAGAUCGCAUGCUUGAUAUGGGUUUUGAGCCACAAAUUAGGAAGAUAGUUGAACAAAUGAAUAUGCCUAAUCGGGGUGUGAGACAGACAAUGUUGUUCAGUGCCACUUUUCCAAGAGAGAUACAGAGUCUUGCUUCCGAUUUUCUUUCGAACCACAUAUUCUUGGCUGUUGGGAGGGUCGGCUCAAGUACCGAUUUGAUUGUUCAAAGGGUUGAAUUUGUUCUUGAGUCUGAUAAAAGAAGCCAUCUCAUGGAUCUUCUACAUGCACAGAGGGAAAAUGGAAAUCAUGGAAAGCAAGCUUUGACAUUAGUUUUCGUGGAGACUAAAAAAGGAGCCGACUCGUUGGAACACUGGCUCUGCAUGAAUGGAUUCCCAUCAACGACCAUCCAUGGUGAUAGGACUCAACAGGAAAGGGAACUAGCAUUGAGAUCUUUCAAGAGUGGAAAGACCCCGAUUCUAGUAGCAACCGAUGUGGCUGCUCGUGGUCUUGAUAUACCCCAUGUAGCUCAUGUUGUCAACUUCGAUCUUCCCAAUGACAUUGACGAUUAUGUCCAUCGAAUUGGAAGGACCGGACGUGCUGGUAAAACUGGGUUAGCCACCGCUUUCUUUAAUGAAAGCAAUUUAUCACUAGCAAGAGCACUAGCUGAGCUAAUGCAAGAAGCAAAUCAAGAAGUACCUGCAUGGCUUACCCAUUAUGCAUCCCGAGCUCCUUAUGGUGGUAACAAGAACCGACGAUCCGGUGGGCGUUUCGGUGGGUGUGAUUUCAGGCGAGAGGAAUCAAUUGGUAAAAACCUAGAUUACUACAGCGGAGGAAAUAGUGGUAAUGCAUACGGAGGUCUGGUUGAUAUCGGUGGAGGAUACGCACCAGGUGUGACUAGUGCAUGGGAUUAGCAAGCCCCCUUGCUUUGGAUCACUUCUUUCAUUUUUCUCGAGUAUGUAUAUAUGUGUAUAUAUAUUUUCCAUCAGUUUUCAAAGAUUAUUUUCUCUGUUUUCACUAUUUCCGUUCGCAAGGGUUCUACGAUUGAUGUUGGCUUGUGAAUUGGGAAGGUGACCCUAGGGAACUAACCAUUUACCCGACCUCCAUAACACAAGUUUGUCGUUGUCCCGAUGGGGGGAGAGGGUAACAUACGAAACUAACCUGUUUUAGGCUUGGGGCGCAUUGGCAUUGGCGUGUUUGCGUGCUCGGUUCGAUGAAAUGUACAUAGCUAGGAUCCUAGGAUGCAAAAGUUGCAUGGAAAAACAUAUUUGCAACCAAUCUAGGGUGAUUAUGUAA
This is a messenger RNA of Gossypium arboreum, 2514 nucleotides long. RefSeq names its product DEAD-box ATP-dependent RNA helicase 37-like. Gene Ontology annotation, molecular function: RNA binding; RNA helicase activity; ATP binding. The record is from RefSeq and is a predicted model, not a curated record. Lineage: Eukaryota; Viridiplantae; Streptophyta; Magnoliopsida; Malvales; Malvaceae. Gene Ontology annotation, cellular component: nucleus. The coding region runs from base 294 to 2132 and encodes 612 amino acids. The transcript is spliced from 7 exons.